This is a messenger RNA of Equus quagga, 2330 nucleotides long. RefSeq names its product UBAP1-MVB12-associated (UMA) domain containing 1 (gene UMAD1). The record is from RefSeq and is a predicted model, not a curated record. The transcript has 5 exons. Lineage: Eukaryota; Metazoa; Chordata; Mammalia; Perissodactyla; Equidae. The coding region runs from base 263 to 721 and encodes 152 amino acids.
GGAUGCGUCCGGAAGUGGGGAUCGGCUGCUUAGUGACACGCGGCGUCCCGGAAGUUGCCCGGGUCCUCCGCAAAGUGGGCAGUGGAGGCCGGGCUUGGAUGGGGCGGGGCUCCCUCUAGUGAUCUCCGGCCUCCAAGCGGCGACUUGACCCCGGAAGCAGGGUGUCGGGCUCCGGUGCGGGUGCGGCGGGGGACAGCGUCUCGAGCCUCAGUGUCCGAUUUAUGGUUAGUGAGAUCCUUCCAGAUUCUGGUGUGACCUGUUGAUGUUACUUUUACAGAUAGCAGGAGCUGCAGCAGCCGCAAUGUUUCACUUCUUCAGAAAGCCUCCGGAAUCCAAAAAGUCACCGGUGCCUGAGACAGAGAUAGAUGGAUUUAUCCUUCUAGAAGAUACAGCAAAUGAGCAAAGAGUCGCAGCAAGAGGUAAAAGUUCAGAAGGAGAAGGAGAAGGCAGCCAACUUUUGGAGACCGGCAAAGAAAACUCAUCCAGUGUGACUGUAGCAGGCCCCGAGAUGGAAAAUAAGGCAGGCCAGACUCUGGAAAACAACUCAUUAAUGGCUGAGCUUCUGAGCGACGUACCCUUCACCUUGGCCCCGCACGUGCUGGCUGUGCAGGGCACCAUCAGUGACCUUCCAGACCACUUACUCUCCUAUGAUGUCAGCGAAAACUUAUCACGGUUUUGGUAUGAUUUCACUCUUGAAAAUUCAGUGCUCUGUGAUUCCUAAUUGUAAGUCUGUUUGCACCUUAACAGCUUUAAAACAAAUGUUUGCCUGUUUAACUUGUUUGAUGUUCCUUGCCAUUUCGCUGUUUAAAAACCCUCAGAAAAGCAAGGAUCAUAAAGCAAAGAAAAUAAUAUUAUGUUCAUUGCUCUAUUUUUUAGAAUAAAGUAUAUUUGUAUAAAAACUGAACUUAAGUUCUACUUCCUUUCCUCCAAAUAAUAAAUAUAAAAGUUAGGCUAUCAAGAUUUUAUGAAAGGAGUUGAUUCCGUCAACCGAUCUCUCAAAAUAUAACACCUCAGAGGUAUCUUAGAAGAACUGUGAAAAAGAACUGUGGCAUUUUUCUUAGUUACCACAACUCUGAAGUCUACGCUCAGAGGGAGUGUGAAUUCUCUUCUCUAGUUUGGAGGAAGCUCGAAUUAAUGUUAUUCCUUUUCUUCUUCCACAGUGUUUAUGAAUGAAUUCAGAAAAAAAUUUGCCUGUUAGCUUAACUUCUCCUGUCUUGAUUGAGAGAUUGAUGUGGACAUUUUAAAUUUUUCCUAAAAAGCAGUGGUAGUUUGCUGAUACAAGAAUGCCAUCACUGCUCUGGACGCUGUUUCUUUUGAGUGAUAAAUUUCGGUUUCUGUAAACCCGUGGUAGUCCUUUCCACCUUCAGCGAGUCCUGUGUUCUGCCUUUGUUUUCUGCCUCGUUGCUGCUUCAGAGUGCGCUCUCUCACCAGCUUUCCGAAGAACUUUCCCUGCUUCUGCCUCACUUGGCAUUUGCUAUGUUCCCCAUUUAUGAAGAGAUCGGCAUUUCCUUUCAACCUCUCUGCCUCCUAAAAACAAUCACCCGAUGAUAAAUAUUAUUGCUGAUAACACCCUUAUUUAGAAAGUUGUUGGCCACAAUGCAGAUGGAAAUGUUUUACUUCUAGAAAAACUGAAAUCAACUCAUUUCCAAUUAAAGUGUGGGCAGAACAACUAGAUAGAGCCUUUAGUUCUUGAAUAGCCAUUAUUUAUUUCAACUAAAAGAGAAAAGGACUGCCACUGGUCAAUAAACUGUAAAGGGAAGGUAAAUUGUGAUACAGUACUGACUAUGCCAUGGAAAAUUUAAAUCACACUUGUUUUGAUUAGGAGCAAUACAAUUUAUUAAUUCUGUGCCAAAUUUUAAGUAUAUUUUUCAAAGAUAGAGUACCAUAGCAAAACUAAAUACUGUGCAUAAAGAUACCUGAACUAUUCAAGUUUUAAUGUUAUGCAUGUUGUAUUAAUAAAUGUAGCGUGGUCUUGAUAAAAAUGAUAUAUUACUUAAAAGUUAAAUGAACAUUUCUAUUGACAAAAAUAUGUUUCACUUACAAACAAUGUCACCAUAUGAGGUGAAUGAGUCAAUUAGAUCUUUACAUAGUUUUCACAGAACAUCAGUCUAGGAAAUGUGACUUAUUACUAAUGCAAAUGUGAACGUUUUAUAGCAGUUUUUGUAAAAGCACAUCCUUUUCAAUAUCCGUGUUAAUGUACCUUAAAGCUAAAUGUAAACAUUUCAUCAAUUUGUGUGUUAAAUUUUUCUAAAAUACUCAUACAUUUCAUUUAUAUUUAUGUCUAACAUGUUAUAAAUAUGCAUAUGUGUUUUAAUUUGUCAACAAAAAAU